Messenger RNA from Ylistrum balloti, 483 nucleotides. Its product is annotated as putative gamma-glutamylcyclotransferase CG2811. The record is from RefSeq and is a predicted model, not a curated record. NCBI's taxonomy places the organism in Eukaryota, Metazoa, Mollusca, Bivalvia, Pectinida, Pectinidae. The transcript is spliced from 2 exons. Gene Ontology annotation, molecular function: gamma-glutamylaminecyclotransferase activity. Bases 1 to 483 code for a protein of 160 amino acids.
AUGAAAGUUUUUGUUUACGGGGCACUGCAAAGAGGUCAGCCGAACUCACAUCUAUUUGACAACACAAAGGACGGUCAUUACAAGUACUUGGGUGUUGGAAUAACUGUUAAAAAGUAUCCUCUUGUGAUAGCCUCGAGGUUCAAUAUACCGUUUAUGUUGCACGUUGAGGAUAGCGGCAAUAGAAUAAAAGGCGAGGUAUAUGACGUAAACGAGCCAGUGUUGGACGCCCUGGAUGAACUAGAAGGUCAUCCAAACUUCUACCGCCGCGAGGUGAUCCCAGUGACUUGUGAGGAUGGUUCUACUCUGGAAUGUGGCUGCUACUUUCUGUUAAACUUCCGGAAGGAUCUGUUGGAACUGCCCUUCCACGACUCUUACCAUUACAAAGGGUCACAUAACUUGACAUUUUCUAUGCCUAGUGCAAAGGAAGGCGAGAACGAACUCGAAGAGAGGCGCAGUUUUCUCUCCUCUGUUAUAAAUAUUUAA